Theobroma cacao (cacao) is the source of this 856-nucleotide messenger RNA. RefSeq names its product dirigent protein 19-like. The record is from RefSeq and is a predicted model, not a curated record. NCBI's taxonomy places the organism in Eukaryota, Viridiplantae, Streptophyta, Magnoliopsida, Malvales, Malvaceae.
CUGUGGCUAAGACUAAAGCUUUUGGUUAAUGUGAAAAGGACUUUCAUAUUGUGACUAACUGUAUGGGGACUACAAGUCAAAAGACCCAAGCUCCAUGGCCCCAGCUGUGAACAGUCUUUGUAAGGUCUAUAAAAGUUUAUGUUUUUCCAUGAACUUUCACAUGUUCCUGUCUUCUUACGCUGCCAUGGGUCCUACUCUGCACAGCCAUGCGCUUGCUGUUCUAUUCUUUGCUUUCCCGUUCAUGGCCAUCUCCACUGACCCCGGCCAUCAUUAUGGAAUCAAGUCACUUCACUUUGCUCUCUUUCAACAUGAGACCAUAAAUAAAACAGGUUACAUAGUAGUCAAUGGUGUGGCAGGACCAGGGAUCAGUGAAACCACCACACCUUUCGGGACCAUAUUUGUUUUCCAAGAUCCCAUGACUGUUACAGCAAACCGAUCUUCGAAAGUUGUAGGCAUUGCGGAAGGAAGUUCCAUCACCUCUGGUUUUGAUGGGCUGCGGAGCAUAUCAGUUGCCAAGAUCACCCUGCGUUUGAAGCAGCACAUGGGAUCCAUUUCCAUCGUGGGAGGUACACAUAAUGUUAAGCCCUCCGAUCAUCCGGUUGUGGGAGGUACGGGUGACUUCCUGUUUGUGCAAGGCUACGUGAGAUCAUCUCCAGUGAACCUCAAGGGCCUUACAGUUACCUACAAAAUCGAGUUUCACCUCUACUGGCCUCCAUUUGCAGCUAAAACUUCUUGAUCGACGGGCUUGCUAAGUAAUUGUAUACCUGUAGCUCAUGCUCUGGGUUCUCAAACUUUCUUUUCUUGGCUAAAGCAAUUGCUCUUCCUUUUAGCUUAACAUUACUCUCCCUUUUGUUGU